CAAAUGCUAAAUUUGGCAAAAAGGGCGGGGGAAAAAGAAUCAGGACUGAGGUUGUAAAUAUUUUAAAGCAACUUUUUUUGAACAGAAAUUUAAACCCCAAGAACAAAAUGACGGCCAAGGAGAUGCGUAAAGAACUGUUAAGGUUUGUGCGUGCUGGAGAAAUUGAAGAGGAUCAUGUACCUCAACUAAACACAAUCCAAAGUUGGAUUGCCUGA
Molecule: messenger RNA, 215 nt
Organism: Racocetra fulgida
Lineage: Eukaryota; Fungi; Glomeromycota; Glomeromycetes; Diversisporales; Gigasporaceae
Source: the annotation of a GenBank genome assembly